This is a messenger RNA of Kickxella alabastrina, 976 nucleotides long. RefSeq lists its product as uncharacterized. Gene Ontology annotation, cellular component: fungal-type vacuole; fungal-type vacuole membrane. Bases 157 to 708 code for a protein of 183 amino acids. The record is from RefSeq and is a predicted model, not a curated record. Gene Ontology annotation, biological process: transmembrane transport. Lineage: Eukaryota; Fungi; Kickxellomycota; Kickxellomycetes; Kickxellales; Kickxellaceae. The transcript has a single exon. Gene Ontology annotation, molecular function: ATP binding; ABC-type peptide transporter activity.
GAAAAAACAGUGGCAAAGACGCAGAAAACAGAGCGAGUCGACGUCAACGGGAAAAAUUACCAACCUCAUGGCUGUUGACGCCAACAAGAUUUCAGAGGCGUCAUCAUAUUUACAUUUCCUUACCAGUUGCCGGCCGAGAUUGUAAUCACGGUUUUGAUGCUGUACCAGCUCCUGGGCUUGGCCUCCAUUGCCGGGGUGUGCACGAUUUUGCUCACAAUACCGACCCAGUGGUGUAUUGUCAGUUUUUGGACAGUAAUCCAGACCCAACUAAUGAAAAUAAGUGACAAGCGUAUGAGCAUGAUCAACGAGAUUCUGCAGGGCGUGGGCAUCAUCAAGUUUUUUGCCUGGGAGCCACAGUUUGAAAAGCAGGUUGCUGCGAUUCGCAGUGGUAAACUCGGCGUGCUGCGCAAGCGCUACUUGUUGCUGACAGUUUAUAUUGUAUUCAUUGCUGUUGUGCCAGUCUUUAUCACACUGACCACAUUCGUCGUGUACACAAAGGUCAUGGACAAGCAGCUUACAGCGUCAAUAGCUUUUACUGCGCUGGCACUGUUCAAGACACUUCGUGAGCCGAUGGACCAGCUUCCAAAUUUUUUCUUUUGUCUGCAGGCCAAAGUUUCGGUUGAUCGUGUGUCCAAGUUUUUGUUCGAAGAGGAGACGUCGAAAUACGAGCGAGCAAGUCAACACGGCAGGCGCAUAAUGGUAUUGUGAGCAGUGGGCAGGGUGCCAGCUACGCCCAGAUUGUGAGCGCGACUGAUAUUGGCUUUAUCGAUGCGUCGUUUAGCUGGAAGUCGGCCGCAUCUGCAUCUGCAUCUGCAUCUGCAGAUUGACUUGACAAACCCAACUGUUCUGCAGCCGCUGCUGAGUUCCAAUCCAGAGGCAAGCGCAAGCAAUGAACUCGCGGGUGGCGUACAGAGUGCCAGCAACGGCGUGUUUGAGCUGCGCGACCUUACAGUCAGUUUCCCUGUGGGCAAGCUGA